AUGGCCCUACUGUUUGCGGACUUUCAUGAAGCUCAGCGCGUUGGCUCUGGGCAUUUACUCGCGUCGUGUCUCAUACCAGUAGAAACUUUUCCAGACUCGCGUCGUUUACGCUCCUUUGCACAAUUGUCAAAUUACUCCACUGUCUCAGCCGACGUUCGCUAUCAUCUCUUUCAAUCACCCGAAAGCUCUUACCGGCCUCCUAAGAAUGAGGCCAAUGCGUGGAUUGACAUUUUCGUGGCAUUGUGGACCACCGUUAAGGAGCUCUAUGCAAUUGAAGACUCUCUCCACCAAGCAGGCUGGAGCCGGGUCUUCGAUGCAUAUAAAGAACUUACAAAUUUGCUCAUCCGAGGAUACUCUAACGGCUUUCAAGCUUGGACUGUACCGUGUUUAUACACGACUGGCAAAUACCUGAGAGCCUUCGCAAUAAAAGCAGAUGUCGAGACCAGGUCGCAGAAUGAGGACUCUUUUGGCAAUGGUUUCUCGGACGACAUUAUGGGUAACUUUGGGAAGAACGAAAAGCUGGAGCAAGCAGCCUGGGUCAUUAAUCGAAUGUUCACCACCUGUCUUAGUGAUAGAUCAGAGAUCACGCAGUCACGAAAGUGGGGAAUUUACAGUACAACCAAUCUAUUAUUCAAGACCUAUUUUAGAUUGAACUCUAUAGGUCUCUCGAAGAACGUCCUGCGUGCCUUGCAAGCGUCAGGAGAUGACAUCCCUCCACUCAAACUUUUUCCGAAGUCACACGUCGUGACCUUCAAGUACUAUCGAGGAGUGAUUGCUUUUCUCGAAGAGAGCUACACAGAGGCAGAAGAAUAUCUGACUGAAGCGUGGCGCUUAUGCCAUCGGGACGCCCAGAAUAAUCGAGAGCUCAUCCUCAGCUAUCUCAUUCCCUGUCACCUUCUAACUACUCACACCCUUCCAACAACCCAUCUCUUGGCACCAUAUCCUCGUCUCGAGGCUCUCUUCCGCCCCCUCUGUUCUUGCAUUAAGCGCGGCGAUCUAUCAGGCUUCGAUGCAGCCAUGUCAGCAGGCGAGCACGAGUUCGUCAAGCGACGCAUUUACCUUACUCUUGAACGUGGCCGCGACAUCGCGCUGCGCAACCUCUUCCGCCUAGUCUUUCUGGCCGGUGGCUUCGAAGAGGCGAAAGAUGGUCAGGCACCCAUUCGGCGGACAAGAGUCCCUGUCGCGGAGUUCGCUGCUGCUAUCCGACUCGGGAGCAAGAUUGAUGGCGCAGCCAGAGUCGACAUUGAUGAAGUGGAAUGCUUCCUCGCAAACCUGAUUUACAAAAACUUGAUGAAAGGAUACAUCGCCCGUGAUCGUGGCGUCGUAGUCCUCAGCAAGGGUGGUGCCUUCCCCGGUACUGGCGUCUGA
Molecule: messenger RNA, 1368 nt
Organism: Endocarpon pusillum Z07020
Lineage: Eukaryota; Fungi; Ascomycota; Eurotiomycetes; Verrucariales; Verrucariaceae
Exons: 6
Coding region: 1-1368 (455 amino acids)
Biological process (GO): poly(A)+ mRNA export from nucleus; transcription elongation by RNA polymerase II; post-transcriptional tethering of RNA polymerase II gene DNA at nuclear periphery
Cellular component (GO): transcription export complex 2
Molecular function (GO): RNA binding; double-stranded DNA binding
Source: RefSeq, a predicted model, not a curated record